This is a messenger RNA of [Torrubiella] hemipterigena, 735 nucleotides long. Lineage: Eukaryota; Fungi; Ascomycota; Sordariomycetes; Hypocreales; Clavicipitaceae. The record is from the annotation of a GenBank genome assembly.
AUGACCACCGCUGCGACUUCCUUCGAUCGCGACCUGGAAAAUGGUCCCAGUGUCCUCCCGAAUAGAGACUCCCACAUGUCCAACGUGACGGAGGAUGACGGCGGUAUCGGCUCUGCCAUCUCGUCGUCGAACUCGUCCAUCAUGGGCGAGGAAGUAGAGGCCGACGCAGGCACAGAAUGGGGUCCCCUGCAUCCAUGCUAUCCUCACAUUAACCCCCACGUCCCCGUCGAGUCUGCCGAAUACACAACUACGCGAAUCAUCCGAAUCCGCCGUGAUUGGCUGCUAGAGGGAGAUGCAGCACCCGCCUACUCCAAUUUGUAUCCGGAAAUCCUGAUGGAAGCUGGUCUCUCUGAGCAAGAGUUCCGAGAUAUUAUCCGCAACAUCAAUAUGCGCCUCAAAGAAGCAUUCGACCCUCUAUCAUGGCGCAACGUCCUCGAUAGUGUUGUUGGCGCUGCCACUGGUUGGCUUUGGGACGACUUGGGUGCUACAGGAAUUAAGAGCAAGCUUGGAAAGGUUGAAGAGUGGAUUGCAGACUGGAACACCAGAAAGGAAGCCAACUUUCAAACAGGACAGGGCGUCUUUGCUCCCCAGCUUAUUUCUCUGCGCCAAACAGGCUACAUGACGCUUGAUAUCCAAAUACAAGAUCCCGAGGUUGCUCCUGCUCCAAGCACCAUUGGACCCGGUGCCUCGCGCACGACUUUACCAACGGAACAGCCUGCCAUGAGUGUGGCGUAA